Cercospora beticola is the source of this 1866-nucleotide messenger RNA. RefSeq lists its product as uncharacterized. Gene Ontology annotation, molecular function: acyl-CoA dehydrogenase activity; flavin adenine dinucleotide binding. The record is from RefSeq and is a predicted model, not a curated record. NCBI's taxonomy places the organism in Eukaryota, Fungi, Ascomycota, Dothideomycetes, Mycosphaerellales, Mycosphaerellaceae. Gene Ontology annotation, biological process: fatty acid beta-oxidation using acyl-CoA dehydrogenase. Gene Ontology annotation, cellular component: cytoplasm.
GGAGUGACGCGUACAGCCAUCAAGUACUGUUUUGCUAUUUUCCUCAGACAUUCGAAUGCUGCAGUUACAAUGUAGCACUCAUUGACUCGACGCGUCAAUCCUGCUCGCGUCGACACCUACCCCUCUUCGUAGCCACGGCAACAUUGCCCGAGGUGUGAGACUGCAUGCAAGUGAAUAAUUGACACUUCUACUAGAGCAUUCGAGACAGAUCCCGAAUAGAUCAAUUCGGAAUCACGAUAUCACACAAUCUCCAACAUGUCGAACGCACCGCCUCUUCCCACCUCCAAUGCCGGUCCACGUCCCUCGGCAUCCGGCCGCGUCCCUCCCAUCGCCAGGCCAUUCGUGAGCGAGCGAGCCGCCAAGUUCCUCGACACCAUUGAGAAGUGGGUCAAUGAAGAAUGUAUACCAGCCGAUCAGGUCUACGCCGCUCAGGUCGGUACCGGUGAUGACCGCUGGGAUGGACACCCUUCGAUCCUCGACGAUUUGAAGCAACAAGCUCGUAAGCUGGGCCUGUGGAACAUGUUCCUGCCCAAGAACCAUUAUGCAAAUCUCAGCGAAUAUGACACUUAUGGAGGAGCUGGAGGGUUUACAAAUGUCGAAUAUGGAUUGAUGGCCGAGCUGCUCGGACGAAGCAAGAUCGCUUCCGAAGCAUGUAAUUGCGCUGCACCUGAUACUGGCAAUAUGGAAGUGAUUGCUAGAUAUGGUUCGGCAGAGCAGAAGAAGAAGUGGUUGACACCUUUGUUGGCUGGUGAAAUCAGGUCAGGUUUCUUGAUGACAGAACCAGACAAGGCCAGCAGUGAUGGCAGCAACAUCAGCUUGAGCAUCCGCAAGGAGGGUAACGAGCUUGUCUUGAAUGGAAGCAAGUGGUGGAGCUCAGGUGCCGGCGAUGAUCGUUGCAAGAUCUUUAUCGUCAUGGGUCUUAGCGAUCCCAACAACCAGGACAGAUAUGGUCGCCAGAGCAUGGUGCUGGUGCCGAGCGACACAAAGGGAUUGGUCAUCCACCGCAUGCUGAGUGUGUACGGAUAUGAUGAUGCGCCACAUGGACACGGCCACAUCUCCUUCAACAAUGUUCGCGUGCCAUUAUCGAACCUCGUUCUCGGCUUCGGCAAAGGCAAUGAAAUCAUGCAAGGUCGACUUGGACCAGGCCGCAUCCACCACGCUAUGCGAUCAAUCGGCUCUGCAGAAGUUGCACUCGAAUGGAUGAUCGCCCGUCUCAACGACGACCGCAAAAUUCCUUUCGGCAAGCCCCUCCGCGAGCACGGUGUUCUCCUCGAAUGGGUUGCCAAAUCCCGCAUCGAAAUUGACGCAGCUCGCCUCGUCGUCCUCAACGCCGCGAUCAAGAUUGAUCAAGGUGACGCCAAAGCCGCACUGGUCGAGAUCGCGCAAGCGAAGAUUCUUGUCCCGACUAUGGCCUGCACAGUUAUCGACCGCGCAGUCCAAGCACACGGCGCGAUGGGUGUGUGUCAAGACACUCCUCUCGCCAACAUGUGGGCACACAUCCGAACGAUCAGAAUCGCAGACGGACCAGACGAGGUGCACUUGAACCAAAUGGGCAGGAGAGAAAACAGAGCGAGAGCCAAGGAAUGCAUCGAGUUGAUUCAGAAGCAGGAGAAGCGUGCUGCAGAGCUGUUCAGGAAACACGGUGUAGAAGACAAGCAGCUUGGUGGGCGGAAAGUGAGAGGCGUGCAAGGCAUGACGAGGUCAAAGUUGUAGAUGUUGGACUGUAGCAGUUUGCGAACUCCCAGAUACCUCGAAACUAUCAUAUCACAGUCGAAACUACAACAUAUCAGUCCAUGGUCGUCAGCCUUGCAUUCUACAUGUCCAUGUCCUGCACUAAAACUAAAUGUAGUCACACCCCAAGAUUAG